CCCACCAGUGAUAUCCUCCUCCCACCCCGUCGUUGGCCUCGGGUUGCGGCGAUGAGGGGCUCCACGGCUGCUCUCAUGGCGGCGGCGCUGCUGAUGCUGCUGGUAUCGCCGGCGCUGCUGAUGCUGCUGCUGUCUCCGGCGGCCUCGGACACGUUCGAGCAGGAGACCCGCCGGAUGUUCGUCCAGUGGAAGGCCAAGUACAAGAUUACCUAUAAAUACGCCGGCGAAGAGGAGUGCCGGUACGCGUUGUUCAAGGACGCCCGCCGCAUCGUUGCCCGGUCUAACGCCGCCGGGUUGACCACAACCGGCCUCAACGGUCUCAGCGCCCACGCCAGUGAGGAGGUCCUCCAGGGGGAAGGGGUCCAGAUCGGGGAGGGAUCGUACGAGGAGGAGACCCGCCGGAUGUUCGUGGGGUGGAAGGCCAAGUACAAGAAGACCUACAGAGACGUCGGCGAGGAGGAGUGCCGGUACAUGUUGUUCAAGGGCAAUCGCCGCGUCGUCGUCGACCUCAACGCCGCCGCCGCCGGGAAAACAGCUUACGGCCUCAACCAGUUCGGCGACCUCACCAAGGAGGAGGUCCGCGAAUCCUGCGAUGGGGGGAUGGAGGGAAAGCUCAGCGCCUUGUGCCAGGCCGCCGUCGCAGGGUACGCCGGCGUCCAUCACAGGCCGAUUCGGUCCCAGGUUUGCUGGUGCAUUACUUCGGAGCUGAAACAAACAGAGUCUGGAGGUAGCGCCAUUCCUGGAGAUGAAGCACACAUGCAGAUCUGAGCAUCGCUUCCGUUUGUUGCCAGAGAAUUUUACAAUAAAAAAGAUGCUAAUGUAAUAUGGUAAAUUUGAGAUGAAAAUGUAUGCAUUUCCAACCUGUGCAGCUAUGCUAAAGAUUGUUCUGAUGUGUGUUUUCGGUUAUUUGCUACGUCAAACUUGUGCCCCCAUUGAUUUCUUGGCAGUGACGAUUCUUGGGCUAAUAAUAAUGUUUAUACUAUUCGUGCA
This is a messenger RNA of Panicum virgatum (switchgrass), 990 nucleotides long. RefSeq lists its product as uncharacterized. The transcript has 2 exons. NCBI's taxonomy places the organism in Eukaryota, Viridiplantae, Streptophyta, Magnoliopsida, Poales, Poaceae. The coding region runs from base 52 to 768 and encodes 238 amino acids. The record is from RefSeq and is a predicted model, not a curated record.